Messenger RNA from Trypanosoma grayi, 357 nucleotides. RefSeq lists its product as hypothetical. The transcript has a single exon. Lineage: Eukaryota; Euglenozoa; Kinetoplastea; Trypanosomatida; Trypanosomatidae. The record is from RefSeq and is a predicted model, not a curated record. The coding region runs from base 1 to 357 and encodes 118 amino acids.
AUGCAGCGGCGCCAACUCCCUUCACAGCCAUAUCUGUCACAACACAGAAUCCACCAAGACAUGCCACAGACGCACAACAAAAGAGAAAGAGUGCUGCCCACGGGAUCUGCAGAGCCAACAGACCACACACUCACUCGCCACACACACAUGCCUGCAAAUCCCAUUGGCACAGAGGGCAACUUACCGCAACACCACAGUGUGUGUGUGUGUGUGUGCCUCCCGUUCUCCAUUGAAGCUACAGCAAACACACCACGCAUAGUCAGUGUCACUCCUCAGAUUCCACGCCCCGAAGCAGCAGCGCAGAGAUGCUCACUGCAUACGCGGUUGUCUAAGCAACGAGCCCUGCGACACGAGUGA